GGGUCCAUGACCUCAGCUCUGUGUGGAAGGUCCGUUAGUCAGCCAUCAUCGUGUGAUUGAGACAGAGACGAGAGCGAGAGAAGAGACACGAGGGACGUGAGGGACACGCUGACAUGACAAGUGAAUACCACGACGAGGUAGAAGAUGACAGCAGCUCCUUCUGGAACAAAGAACCUCGGCCCGUCUCCUUCUCGGGGGUGUCCAGGUCUAGGCGCUGGUUGGUUCCGGGUCUUGGGGCUGCAGUAGUUCUGGUUCUGAUCAUCGUGGUUGGAGCCACCAACACUCAGACCCUGAGACAACUCUGGUCUGUGGAAAAAACUGUUUCCAACCUGACGGAGUCUCAAAGCUCCACCCAGCAGCUCGCCUCAGAAACCAGUACAGAGGUUCGACGACUGAAGUUUGCUGUGGAGAAUAACAGAGAUCAGUUGACUUCAGUCUCUGAGGCUCUGAAGCAGCUCUCCGCUCUGGACACCAUCAGCAGAACCGUGGCUGCACUGAAAUGUACCAUCGAACGCAGACUCAAUAACGGGUCCAUGUCAGCUGGCUGCUGUCCUCUGGGCUGGGAGAUGCUGGAGUCAAGCUGUUACUACUUCAGUAAGAUCCCCCUGUCCUGGCACGAGGCCAGAGACUGGUGCAAUGGACACGAGUCCCACCUGGUCAUACUAAUGAGGGACGAGGAGUGGGACUUUGUGACCAGAAUGGCAGGUGGAACUUUCUUCUGGGUUGGUCUGACUGAUGAGAAGUCUGGGAGAUGGGAGUGGGUCAACCAGACCCCGUACGUCAUGAACCGCAGACGGUGGAGACCGGGACAGCCUGACAGCUGGACGCAUCAUGGUCUGGGCCCUGGAGACGAGGACUGUGCUCACCUGCACUACGAGGGACAGCUCAAUGACCUGCACUGCUCCCCAGGCUGCGCUACAUCUGUCAGAGACACAGUCAGCGCACCUGAACCGCUCCAGGGUCAAGUCAGAGCCCUCGGGGGUCUUCCUGGCCCUCAUGGGCCAGUAACCCUUUACCUGUGAGAGGUCCUGUGUCCACUUCCUGGUUCUGAUCAGAUCAACAUCAGCGAGGUGAUGUCAUCACCAUCAUCAUGUCUCAGUCAUCUGUGGAAUCAGACUAAACGUCUCAGCCUGAAUCACCUGCAGGUCUUAUUUCGAAAACCACAUCCAGCUUCCUGUGAGACGAUGCUCUCCUCUGGACAUGUUGUGUCUACUUCCUGGAUAGGUUUUAUCUAAAUAAACUUCUGCAGCAACAACA
Messenger RNA from Nothobranchius furzeri (turquoise killifish), 1257 nucleotides. RefSeq names its product asialoglycoprotein receptor 1a. The record is from RefSeq and is a predicted model, not a curated record. Lineage: Eukaryota; Metazoa; Chordata; Actinopteri; Cyprinodontiformes; Nothobranchiidae.